UGAAAUAACAAAAUAUACAGUAAAAAAAUACUGGGAAUUCAAGAUGCUGGUGACGAUCACGGCGAUGAGCAAACUGCACGUGUGUUAAAAUCUUCAGAUGUUUUCGUUUCUUACACAAAAAUUUUCUUGUGUUGUUGAUGGACAGGUUAAAACUGUGUAUUUUUGAUGUGCAUAAGAAAACGAAGUUUUUUUAUUUUUUUAUUAUUAAAUACAUUGAAUAAUAGAAAACAUUGAACGAAAAAUAAAGCAGAAUUACCAGAUCGCCAACAACGCUACAAGUCUGGAUCCAUCAUGCCAGAAAUACAUAUGACAUUUGAUGAAAUGUUAGACGAAUUGGGUGAAUUGGGAAAAUUCCAAAUAAUUAAUUACAUUUUAAUAUGUUUUCCUGUUGUAUUUGCUGCCGCUAAUAGUUUCACAUAUUUAUUUGUAGCUGGCCAAACUGAAUUUAGGUGUCAUGUUCCUGUAUGCGAUGAUGGUGGAUCAACUUCUUACCAAGAAGAUUGGUUACCAAAUGCGUUACCAUCGAUUACAAAAAAAUUCUACACACCAGCGGAUUGUGAAAUGUAUGCACCUGUGCCAAAUAUGACCGAUUUAUACAAUGGAACAUGUUCGUCAAACUUAUUCAAUCAAUCAAUUUUAGUUCCAUGCAAUGAAUGGAUCAGUAAAUAUGAUGAGGUUACCAUUGUCCAUGAAUGGAAUAUGUUUUGCAAAGACACCUGGAAAUUACCAUUUGUUGGAACUGUACAUUUUGCUGGAAUUGUAGCUGGUUCGGGAAUAUUUGGAUUUCUAGCUGACAGAUUUGGGCGAAAAUUGAUUUUUAUAUUUUGUAUUAUUUUAAUGAGCUUGAGUGGUGUCGCCCAAGUGGUAUGCCGUGAUUAUACGACAUUUGCGGUUUUAAUAUUUAUUAACGCCCUCGGAACAUCAGGCGUUUAUCCACUGGCGUUUAUUAUUGGAGUGGAAUUAGUUGGUAAGCAAAAACGAGAAUUAACAGCAAUUGUCUUAAAUUAUUUCUACACACUUGGAGAAGCAAUGGUCGGCGUUAUAGCAUGGGCAUUUCCAAAUUGGAUAGUUAUACAAUUAGUAUUUUCAGGACCACCAAUUAUUUUCGUUCUAUAUUGGUGGUUUAUUCCUGAAUCAAUUCGAUGGCUUUUAGCAACUCGACGAACACGUAAAGCAACAAACGUUAUUGAAAAGGUCGCUAAAACAAAUGGUGUUAUUUUAUCUGAUUCAAUUAUGAUGUCAUUGCGUGCUGAAGAAGCUGCAAAUAACGAAAAAUCUGUAGUAAGCACAAAAGGUGAUGCGGACCAUGAAAUAUGGCCAUGUGUUAAAGAAAUCUUAGUUUCUUGUAAAAUGAUUACUCGAUUCUUGAUUAUAUUCUACAUAUGGACAGCAAAUGUAUUUACAUUUUAUGGAUUAUCCGUGAAUUCAGUGAAUAUGAGCGGAAAUAAGUAUUUAAAUUUCAUGUUGACUAGUGCAGCUAGCAUACCAGGCUACACUCUCGCAUGGAUAUUAAUCCACAAUGUAGGACGUAAAUGGACCGUAGCAGGAUCAUUAUUUGGAUGUUGUCUUAGUAGCAUCGCGGUUAUAUUUAUUCCAGCUGAUUUAAAUUGGUUGAGAAUUUGUUUAUAUUUAUGUGCAAAAAUGUUUGUAACAUCUUCACUUGGGGUUUGCUACAUUUAUACAGCAGAAUUGUUACCUACAAUUAUUCGAAGUGGCGGAGUUGGUGCUGCGUCAACUAUCUCUCGGUUGGGGGCUAUGGUUGCACCGUUUGUUCCAUAUAUUUAUCCAAGUAUUACGUAUUUACCAAUGGUAUUAUUUGCUGCCAUAGCAGGUUUGGGUAGCAUUUUUUCAUUGUUUUUACCAGAAACUAUGGGAAUUCAACUACCAGAAACUGUUAAAGAGGCCAAAAGUUUAUGAUUUUGUAUUUUUUAUAUAAUAAUU
Messenger RNA from Chrysoperla carnea, 1941 nucleotides. RefSeq names its product organic cation transporter protein. The transcript is spliced from 9 exons. The record is from RefSeq and is a predicted model, not a curated record. Gene Ontology annotation, molecular function: transmembrane transporter activity. NCBI's taxonomy places the organism in Eukaryota, Metazoa, Arthropoda, Insecta, Neuroptera, Chrysopidae. Gene Ontology annotation, cellular component: membrane. Bases 292 to 1917 code for a protein of 541 amino acids. Gene Ontology annotation, biological process: transmembrane transport.